Messenger RNA from Populus euphratica (Euphrates poplar), 1842 nucleotides. Its product is annotated as DUF21 domain-containing protein At2g14520-like. The transcript is spliced from 11 exons. Gene Ontology annotation, cellular component: cytoplasm. NCBI's taxonomy places the organism in Eukaryota, Viridiplantae, Streptophyta, Magnoliopsida, Malpighiales, Salicaceae. Bases 366 to 1658 code for a protein of 430 amino acids. Gene Ontology annotation, biological process: magnesium ion homeostasis; intracellular manganese ion homeostasis. The record is from RefSeq and is a predicted model, not a curated record.
UACAUCACUCUCGAAACACCUCCUGCAAAUCUCUCUCUCCCUCUCUCUGUCUCUUGCCCUCUUUUUCUCUCUUUUGCCGGCAAUCAUAUCUCUGUACACAGAACAGCACCUCCUCAUUCUCUGCACAGAACACACAAUCCACACGUUACGUGGCUUUUACGUGUUCAUGCUUUUUAGCUGUUUAAUUUAGUAUAAGUAGUUUAAGAAGGAUUGGCCUUUUUUAUUCCUUCCUAACCGUUUCGAAACGCGCUAGCUGAUUCGAGAAAUUUCAAAGAGAAAAUGGAGGAGAUAUUGCUCUGGUUGGUGUUUCUCUAGACGAUUAACCGCUACUGAAUUGACUGAAUUUUGAGAAUUUUAGAAGAGAGAUGACGGUGGAGUAUAGUUGCUGCGAAACGAAUUUCUUUAUACACAUUGUGAUAAUAGUGUUUCUUGUUAUGUUCGCUGGACUGAUGUCUGGCCUCACUUUAGGGCUCAUGUCUAUGAGUCUCGUUGAUCUUGAAGUUCUUGCUAAAUCUGGUACUCCAAAAGAUCGAAUAUACGCAGCGAAAAUAUUGCCGGUGGUUAAAAACCAGCAUUUGUUGCUUUGCACGCUCCUUAUUUGCAAUGCUGCUGCUAUGGAGACACUUCCCAUUUUUCUUGACAGUCUGGUUACAGCUUGGGGGGCUAUUCUAAUUUCAGUAACUCUGAUUCUUCUAUUUGGUGAGAUUAUACCACAAUCUGUUUGUACCCGGUAUGGUUUGGCAAUUGGCGCAACAGUGGCCCCAUUUGUCCGUGUUCUUGUUUGGAUCUGUUUUCCUGUUGCCUAUCCUAUAAGCAAGCUUCUGGACUUUCUGCUGGGACAUGGUCAUGUUGCUCUUUUUCGCAGAGCUGAGUUGAAAACACUUGUUAAUUUUCAUGGUAACGAGGCUGGAAAAGGUGGAGAACUGACUCAUGAUGAGACAACGAUUAUUGCUGGAGCACUUGAGCUCACUGAGAAAACAGCUAGUGAUGCCAUGACUCCUAUAUCUGAAACUUUUGCUAUUGACAUUAAUGCCAAACUUGACAGGGAGUUGAUGAGUUUGAUAUUGGAGAAAGGGCAUAGCAGGGUGCCAGUUUAUUAUGAGCAAUCUACAAACGUAAUUGGACUAAUUCUGGCCAAGAAUUUGUUGACAAUUCACCCAGAAGAUAAAGUACCUGUAAAGAAUGUCACUAUACGCAGGAUCCCAAGGGUUCCAGAAACUUUACCUUUAUAUGAUAUAUUGAACGAGUUUCAAAAAGGUCAUAGCCACAUGGCAGUUGUUGUAAGGCAGUGCAAAAAGCCAGAGGAGCAGCAUGUUAGCAGUGCUGGUGACGAUCCGGUGAAAGAAGUUAAAGUUGAUAUCGAUGGUGAAAAGCCUCCCAAAGACAAGAGUUUGAAGAGACCACUUCAAAAGUGGAAAAGCUUUCCCAACAGCGGCAACAAUUCAUUUAGGAGCUCAAGGAGCAAGAAGUGGGCAAAGGACUUGGACUCAGACAUCUUGCAUCUAAAUGGGAAUCCACUACCAAAGCUCCCAGAGGAAGAAGAAGCAGUAGGCAUAAUAACAAUGGAAGAUGUCAUUGAAGAGCUUUUACAGGAGGAGAUCUUCGAUGAAACAGAUCAUCAUGUUGAGGAUUCUUGCACUGGCCUUGCUAAGCAGUAGAAUGUACUACGGCAUAGACAAUGACGAAAAAGUUGUUUCUGAUGGAAGAUUGAUUAUGCAAUGAUCAAAAGUUGUAGUUUCAUUAGUGGAACAAAAAGGAUUGUUUAAUGAACUUUUUUCGAAUGAAAUGUUGAAAUGUUUUAAUGUCAGGAUUGAAUAUAUCUUUUUACCGUGUUUUGUUGGC